AUUUAAUGUAAAAUGUAAAUGUCCGAUGUCUAUGUGAGUGAGCCACGCUACAGAGUGCAAUCUUGUGAAAAUACUUAUGUAGUUUUCAGGGAUUAAAUUAACUUGGAUUUACUCACUUGAAAGCAGUUAAACGUCGUUGUACAAAGUAAUUGAGUUUAUGAUACAAUAAUGGCUUCAAAUGAGAGCCGAAGUGUACAGUCAAACUUGCAUCAGCAAGACCUAACCAAACUUGAUGUCACAAAAUUAUCAGCUCUAUCACCAGAAGUAAUAUCAAGACAAGCGACUAUCAACAUUGGUACUAUUGGACACGUAGCUCAUGGAAAGUCAACAGUCGUAAAGGCCAUAUCCGGCGUCCAAACUGUUAGAUUCAAAAAUGAGCUAGAGAGGAAUAUUACUAUUAAAUUAGGUUAUGCUAAUGCGAAGAUCUACAAAUGCGACAACCCGAAGUGUCCCCGGCCGACGAGUUAUAUCUCCGGCGGUUCGUCCAAGGAUGAUAAUUUCCCUUGCCUGCGACCCGCCUGUACUGGUCGCUUCCAACUCGUGCGACAUGUCAGCUUCGUCGACUGCCCCGGGCACGACAUUCUUAUGGCAACCAUGCUCAACGGAGCCGCGGUUAUGGACGCGGCGUUACUACUCAUCGCAGGAAACGAGUCGUGCCCUCAGCCGCAGACGAGCGAGCACUUGGCGGCGAUAGAGAUAAUGAAGCUGAAGCACAUGCUGAUCCUGCAGAACAAGAUCGACCUGGUGAAGGAGGGGCAGGCGAAAGAACAGCACGAGCAGAUCGUCAAGUUCGUGCAGGGCACCGUGGCCGAGGGAUCGCCCAUCAUACCUAUAUCUGCACAGCUUAAAUAUAACAUUGAGGUGCUGUGCGAGUACAUAACGAACAAGAUCCCGGUGCCGCUGCGGGACUUCACGUCGCCGCCGCGCAUGAUCGUCAUCCGCUCCUUCGACGUGAACAAGCCGGGCUGCGAGGUGGACGACCUGCGCGGCGGCGUGGCCGGCGGCUCCAUCCUGCAGGGCGUGCUCACCCUCGGCAUGGAGAUCGAGGUGCGGCCGGGGCUGGUGAGCAAGGAGGCGGAGGGGCGGCUGACGUGCCAGCCCAUCUUCUCGCGCAUCGUGUCGCUGUUCGCGGAGCAGAACGAGCUGCAGUACGCGGUGCCCGGCGGCCUCAUCGGCGUCGGCACCCGCAUCGAGCCCACGCUCUGCCGCGCUGACCGCCUCGUCGGACAGGUGCUGGGCGCGGUGGGCACUUUGCCGGGCAUCUUCGUGAAGCUGGAGGUGUCGUACCACCUGCUGAAGCGGCUGCUGGGCGUGCGCACGGAGGGCGACAAGAAGGCCGCCAAGGUGCAGAAACUCACCCGCCACGAGAUGUUGCUUGUAAACAUUGGAUCUUUAAGUACCGGCGGGCGAGUUAUCGCGACUAAGGCCGAUUUGGCCAAAAUCGCUCUCAACAACCCCGUCUGUACGGAGAUCGGAGAAAAGGUCGCACUCAGCAGACGAGUGGAAAACCAUUGGCGGUUAAUUGGCUGGGGACAAAUCCAAGGAGGUGAAACGAUCGACCCCGUGAAGAACUGAAGCUGUUUAUAGAUUCUUUUAUAUAUUUAUCUAUUGUCAUAUUAUGUAAUAAAACAAAAUAAAUGUAA
Messenger RNA from Papilio polytes (common Mormon), 1643 nucleotides. It is a transcript of the gene Eif2g, whose product is annotated as eukaryotic translation initiation factor 2 subunit 3-like. Lineage: Eukaryota; Metazoa; Arthropoda; Insecta; Lepidoptera; Papilionidae. Gene Ontology annotation, biological process: formation of translation preinitiation complex; positive regulation of translational fidelity. Gene Ontology annotation, cellular component: cytosol; eukaryotic translation initiation factor 2 complex. Gene Ontology annotation, molecular function: tRNA binding; GTP binding; GTPase activity. The transcript has 9 exons. The record is from RefSeq and is a predicted model, not a curated record. The coding region runs from base 169 to 1575 and encodes 468 amino acids.